AUGAUAAAUGCUACAGAGAUUACACAUUUCACUCUAAGUCCCUACUUUGACACUGGUGCAUACAGAUACUUGUAUUUCCUCAUUAUUCUAAUUUCUUAUGCUGCAAUUAUUUGUGCUAACCUCCUGCUGAUUGUGGUUAUCUGUGUGAACAGAAGCUUACAUGAACCUAUGUACAUGUUUCUGUGCAGCCUGUUUGUGAAUGAGCUGUAUGGUAGUACAGGGCUGUUUCCGUUCCUCCUGCUUCAGAUCCUCUCUGAUAUUCACACUGUUUCUAUUUCAUUUUGUUUCCUGCAGGUUUUCUGUGUGUACACUUACGCUUGUGUGGAGUUUAUAAACUUAGUCGUCAUGUCUUAUGACAGAUAUUAUGCCAUCUGCUGGCCUCUUCAAUAUAAAUCAUAUAUGACACAGAAAACAGUCACCAUGCUGAUUUCUCUAACGUGGUUAUUACCUUUUAUUAUGAUUGUCGUGCUUAUAUCUUUGAGUGCUCCUCUACAGCUCUGUGGAAACGUCAUCAAUAAAGUUUUUUGUGGAAACUAUGCCAUCAUUAAACUGGCCUGCUCUGACACCAGAGUCCAUAACAUCUUUGGACUCAUUUACACUUUCAUCUCUGUCAUUAUUCCUCUUGUUUUAAUCCUGUACACCUACGUGAGGAUCCUGAAAGUCUGUUUUUCUGGCUCCAAGCAGACCCGACAGAAAGCCGUCAGCACCUGCACGCCUCACCUCGCCUCCAUCUUGAAUUUUUUUUUCGGUUGCUGUUUUCAGAUAUUACAAAGCAGAUUUGACACAAAUGGUGUGCCGAAUGUUUUUGGCAUUUUAUCAUCAUUGUACUUUCUGACAUGCCAGCCGCUCUUCACACCACUACUGUACGGGCUGAAAAUGACCAAAAUACGCAUUGCAUGUGGAAAGUGCCUGAUGUCCUUACUGGUGAGCGGCAGCGUGAGGCAAACGGAGGAGCGACAGAGGUACCAAGGUUUCCCUUGUUAA
Molecule: messenger RNA, 984 nt
Organism: Oreochromis aureus
Lineage: Eukaryota; Metazoa; Chordata; Actinopteri; Cichliformes; Cichlidae
Product: olfactory receptor 142-like
Exons: 3
Coding region: 1-984 (327 amino acids)
Biological process (GO): G protein-coupled receptor signaling pathway
Cellular component (GO): membrane
Molecular function (GO): G protein-coupled receptor activity; olfactory receptor activity
Source: RefSeq, a predicted model, not a curated record